UCGCUCGCAUAUAGAUUACUUUGUAAUGCCUGCAUUUUAAUACCAUCUUAGAUUUCGUUAACUAAAGUGCACAGAUCACUUACUGCUUGUGGAAAGUUUUGAGGGGUAAAUGAGGUUUGAAAAGAACGAUACUCAUUUUAACUCGUUGGGUGGAAUCAGAGGGAGGAAAAGGACUCUUGUUUGAUAGUUCUUAGGAGGAGUGCAUAUUAAACCCCCAUGGAUAGACAUAUAUUUCUCUGUGUAUUUGUAUGUCUAUGGACUGUUCAAAUCACUGGCCUUUACGGUGAAUUCAUCGAAGAGAUAUCCACAGGGCAUGAUUUUGGUUUAAAAGACGUCCCUCGCGCAAAAAGACCUUUGUCAGAUUAUUCUUGCUCAGUAAAACACGUGAAAGCUGGCUGCUUUAAUGAUAAGAGAAACCCAUCAUCGAGGGCAAUGAAUGAACUGUUGUUUCAAGAUCGAUACAAAGGAAAAGGGUUCAGCGGUCAGAGAAUAGAUUGGGAAAGUUAUGACUCGUACCUUCCUGAUCUCGUUUGUCGAUGUGCCACGGCUGCAGCCAAUAAAGGUUAUUCUUUCUUUGGGAUUCAGUUCUACGGAGAGUGCUGGAGUGCUGCAGACGCAGCACAGCGGUUCAACAUUUACAGUAAAAGCGACAAAUGUGUUGAUACAGAGUACAAGGUCGGAUGUGACACCAUUAGAAACAAGCCGUGUGCUGGAGUGGCUCAUGUGAACUUUGUUUAUCAAAUAGUUCCAGGAGAUAAUCCAGAUGGGAGUGGUGUGGGGCCACCAAUAAACCCAGAGGAGUACUGACGCUUAAAUGUUCGCCGAGACUGAAGAAAAUGCCAUGUUCAGAAACAUUAAGAUCGUUCUCCUUCAUUGAUCUGUGUUUGGGAGACAGAGAAACAGCAAGUCAUCAUACAAAUUAGCAAAAGUUAUAUCAAGUGGCAUAUGAAUCUUCAGUCAGGACUUUUUUAAAAGUAUUUUCCUAGUGCACUGUAUGUUUCUUGAAAUAAAUAGCACCAUGUUAUCAG
Molecule: messenger RNA, 1028 nt
Organism: Pocillopora verrucosa
Lineage: Eukaryota; Metazoa; Cnidaria; Anthozoa; Scleractinia; Pocilloporidae
Source: RefSeq, a predicted model, not a curated record